Messenger RNA from Metarhizium acridum CQMa 102, 1092 nucleotides. RefSeq lists its product as uncharacterized. NCBI's taxonomy places the organism in Eukaryota, Fungi, Ascomycota, Sordariomycetes, Hypocreales, Clavicipitaceae. The record is from RefSeq and is a predicted model, not a curated record.
AUGCCUGCAACGGCAUCAGACCUCGCACAAGCCUUCAGGCCAGUAAAUGAAUGGGACUCGAAGAUUGCCGACAAACUCACCGAGAUUUGGGUCAAGGAUUCCGAUACAUGGACAGAGAGGAAGAGAAGCGAGUUUAAAGCACUGUGUGCCGACGCCCGCAUCACGCGGGCAACAAUGACUCCCUCUAGCCACAAGAUUCAUCGGAAGAUACAGGGCCGCAAAGCCACGCCGGCCGAGCACACCAUUCUUUCCGUCAUGUUUGGCAGCCGCGCUGUACAUAGGCUUUCCUGGGGAGCCGACUUCGCAAAGCAGAAGAGCACACUUCCAGUCGAAGCCGGCGUGGUGACGCAAGACGUGAGAAGAGUGCUAAGGAAGACUUGGAAGAGUCGCACGGAGGCCACGCCAGACGAGGCGCAAAAAGUGAAACAGGCUGCCAAACCAGAGGAGCCAGGACCCGGUGCAGAAACCCCCCGUGGCUCAAGUCAACCAAAGGCAACCGACCACGAUGGGCCAGAACUCCAACCGCCACGUGAAAAUGUCCACGAGGCCCGCCCCGUCUUCACAGGAGAGAGUCAUCAAAGACAAGUAGACAAGAGCACUGUUGGAGAUGUCGGCGAGGUGGACGGCGGUGUCGAAUCACGCGCCACUGCGGUAGGUGGCAUGGAGGCCAGGGCAGGCUUCGACGGAGGAGACAAGGUACCAGUCAGACGCCGAACACAAUACGACAACAUGAGACCUGAUACUGAGGCGGCUGUUCCCAACCAAAAUGAAGCCACGGACCAGAGGGCACAAAUAGAAUCCGGAAAGGAACUUCCAAAAAGCCGCAAGCGCAAGCUGGGCCUUGCCGAAGGGCCGUCGGCCAAAAAACACGGGCAAAAACCCAUCCAACAAAAAGACCCGUGGGAGAUGAUACAAAAUGCGAAGCCGACAGAGGGUCUGAAGGCAAAUAUCAAGGCAGUAGAGGUCCGCUGCGCUGCUCGCGAGGCGAGAAUAGCAAAGCUCGAGGAAGUGGUCCUCGAAAUGCACGAGGAACUGAAGAUGCUGCGGCGGCAGAUUGAUUCACUCGCUCGUUAUCUAGCGGGAUCUGCCUAA